AUGGGCGUGCUCAACGAGGUGCUGGACACCAUGGCCAACGAGCUGUCCUUCGACAAGGAGGUUGGCGGCGCGGUGGUGGUGUCCAUCAUGCUGUUCGGCGCCGCGGCGGGCGCCCUGGGCGCCGGCGUCUUCGCGGACAGAGUGGGGCCCAAGAAGGCGCAGGUCGUUAACGUUGUAUUCUUUGUAGUUGGUGGUGCCCUCAGCGCUGUGUCAACGAAGAGGCAGUUUUGUUGGACGGGCUUGGGCCACCUCAACGGAUGUGUGCCUAAACUACUCUUGCUUGGCAGGAUCAUCACGGGGUUUGGUGCGGGCUGUGCCUCUUUGUAUACUCCUCGAUACCUUGCAGAAAUUGCCCCAAAGAAUCUCAGGGGCUCCAUGGGUGGAUGGUAUCAGGUCUUGGUCAAUGUAGGGAUCCUGGGGGGCUACCUCGUCGCCCUGCCCUAUGGUUUUAAUUUUGAGGAUUUCAGAAUAAACGGCGUGACGAUAGCCUGGUGGCGUGUGAUGCUCGCAUUGUCCAUCGUGCCAGCGAUUUUGCAGCUUGGGAUGUUCACGUUCUGCCCGGAGAGCCCCGUGUGGCUGGAGUGGAAGGGCAUGAAGACCCUGGCCGCGGCUGCGCGGAAGGCCCUGUGGGGUGACCAGGAUGGGUGCCAGGCCCUCUCUGAGCACCUGCUGCCCAGCCCAGCCACCCCAACGCAAGCCAACCACAACCACUACCACCACCAUCGAAGGCACUCUGGCAUGUCGCCCCACAACCACCAUCACCAUCAUCACCACCAUCACAAUCACCACCACCACCACCCACGCCGUCACAGCUUUGGCAACCAGCCCUCAGGGAUGCGCCUGUCAUCUAUGUCCCGCUCGGGGUCUUCCGGCAGUUUGACAGACUCUUAUAGCAGCGCCGGGGGCAGCAGCACGUUUGCAGCCUGGUACGACAACGUGCACACUCCGUACGGCGGGUAUGUGGGCAUCCCGGCGGGGCCCUCCCACGGCAUUGUGAGUGGCAAUCCAGUGAACAACGCCCUCACGUUGGACAUGACGCCUUACCGGCUGAAUGCUGACUACCGCAGCGACCCCGUGCUAGAGUCGCUGAUUGCUCGGGAGCGAGAGGAAGGGAAGGAGGGCACUGUAGAAGGCUGGAGCGCUCUGGUGAUGAGGAAGUACCGUUGGAUGGUGACGCUUGCGAUCGGCAUUCCCAUUCUGCAGCAGCUCUCUGGAGUGAACACAGUCGUGAUGUACUCGAAGCAGAUGUUCACGAAGGCUGGCGUCAGCAACCCCCUAGCAGGGACGAUCUACACGGGAAUCGUGAACUUGGUGAUCACAAUCUUGUCUACGCCAUUUGUGGACCACCUCGGCCGCCGGCCUCUGCUCCUCAUGAGCCAUGCUGGCAUGGGCCUGUGCCUUGUGGGUCUGGCAACGAGCACCCUUGGAUCUGGGCCUGCUUGGUUGGGAACAGUGUCCCUGUUCUGUAUCCUCGCCUACAUGAUGUUCUUCGCAGGCGGCGCAGGCCCCGUGCCGUGGAUCUACCUCUCGGAGAUCCUGCCCGAGAGCAUCAAGGGUCGCCUCGCUGCCCUCGCCACAGCGCUCACCUGGGUUGUCAACCUGGUUGUUGUGUUCACGUUUCCCCUCAUGAUGAACACCAUCGGGGUCUCGGCCAGCUACAUGGUGUACGCGGCCCUCAACGUGGGCGGCGUGGCGUUCAUCUACUUCCUGCUGAUCGAGACGAAGUGCCAGUCGAUGGACGAGAUCGUGCGCAGGCUCAUCCUGCCUGACUAA
This is a messenger RNA of Ostreobium quekettii, 1773 nucleotides long. Lineage: Eukaryota; Viridiplantae; Chlorophyta; Ulvophyceae; Bryopsidales; Ostreobiaceae. The record is from the annotation of a GenBank genome assembly.